Pisolithus orientalis is the source of this 780-nucleotide messenger RNA. Its product is annotated as ribosomal protein L15. Bases 14 to 763 code for a protein of 249 amino acids. NCBI's taxonomy places the organism in Eukaryota, Fungi, Basidiomycota, Agaricomycetes, Boletales, Pisolithaceae. The transcript has 5 exons. Gene Ontology annotation, cellular component: mitochondrial large ribosomal subunit. Gene Ontology annotation, molecular function: structural constituent of ribosome. The record is from RefSeq and is a predicted model, not a curated record. Gene Ontology annotation, biological process: translation.
AGCAACAAACACGAUGUCAGCCGUGGUCCGUGCAGGGGCAAGCCGGGUCUCUCUAUCCAAUCUUCGCCCUGCACUUGGCUCGCUCCAUGAUAAAAAACGAGUUGGUCGGGGCCAGGGCUCAGGCUACGGUGGUACGUCGGGACGCGGUCACAAGGGUGCCAAAGCUCGUUCAGGGAACGGAAAACCAAAGGCGGGCUUUGAGGGUGGCCAGACACCCAUAACCAAGCGCUUUCCCAAGAAAGGCUUCGUAAACCCGAACCGCAAAGUUUAUGCAGCCGUCAACUUGGAUCGCAUACAGCAUUGGAUCGACCAAGGUCGUUUGACCUGUUCCCCAGACCAACCCAUCACCGCCAAGGACCUGCUUUUGAGUGGUUGCGUACACGACGUUCAUGACGGUGUCAAGUUAUUGGGCGAUGGUGCACAAUUUUUGAAGUCCCCCGUCCACAUCGUGUCGUCUAGGGCGUCGAAGAGUGCUAUCAAGGCAGUCGAGGCAAAUAGUGGAAGUGUCUUUUGCCAGUAUUAUAAUCCACUUGCACUCCGCGACUGCGUCAAGGGCCGUACCGACCGCGUAGCGGCUGCCCCGACACGUCGCAAUGACAUUCUAUGGUACACGGAUUGGAAGAACCGUGGAUACUUGUCACCGGAAGCGGCAGAGAAGAUGCCACUUGUCUCUGAACGGUGGAAACAACUCUCAAGACAGCUCCUUUCUUUCAAGACCCAAAGCUUCAAUAAGAAGCCAGCCGAGAAUACUGCAUCUGCAUAGAGAAUUACGACACAGAU